AGCUGGACAGCAUUGCCUGGAGCAACUGGUGUUUAAUAGCCUCCUCCUACGGAUGUUGACCGUGCGUUCAUUGAAAAAGAAUGCACAGUUCUCGGUGUACAGCUGACUAAGAUUAAAUUGACCUUAUAUCAAACAACUGGUUAACAUUAAUAUCCGAGGACUAUCCGAAGCAGCCUAAUGUUCUAGCUUUUCAAGUUGUGCUACCCUCCCGAGUGUGGGAGUGCAACAGUCCUCUAUUGCUGCAUGUGCAUGCGUUUGCAUUUCACCCCCAUAACCCUUUGCAUGAGUUCCAUUCCUCCAUCUGUUUGCAUGCUUGCUGCCUGAGACAGAGUGAGCUGCUCUCUCUUCAGUGCCUUGGCCUUCAGCUUGUAAGGCCUCAAGCCGAGGAACACCAUGGGCAAGGACAGGGGUAACUCUCUGGUUUUCUCCUCCAAGAGGGGCUCGAGCUGCGCCACACGUUCCUGCGCCAGCCCCGGUGAGGCCGAGCGCGAGAUUGAGAGGCUCCGCGCCGCCUUGGAGGUGGAGCGUUGCCGCCACAAGCAGGCCCAAAGGAAGUUCUCGCUGGAGCUGCGGCGCGUGCGCGAGGAGGGGAGGCACGAGCGGGAGCGCGCCCUGCGGGAUCUGACCUCCAGACAGGAGCGCCAGAAGGCCUUGGAGCUGCAGCAGCAGCGCGAGGUCCUGGGCAGGGAGCGCGCCUCCGAGGUCCGGCAGCUGCGCCGCUGGAGGGACCGCGAGCGGGACCGCAGCAGCGCCACCCUCAGGCAGGCCCGGGAACUGCAGCGGCUCCUGGCCGAGGAGCUCGGCCGCGUUGACAGUUCGGGCAAGGCCGACACGCCGAGCGUGAAGGUUCUGCUGGGCGGCCGGGGCAACGGCGGAGGUGGUGGCGGCGCCGUCUACCGCAAGCUGGAAGAGCUGCUGGCCAGGCUGCAUGGGCAGGCGAGCGGGCAGCAGGUGGCGCUCAUGCAGGGCCUGCGCCAGGAGCUGGAGCUGGAGAAGAGCCGCUUCAUCUGCCACCUGCUAGAGAAGCACGGCCGCCCGCAGCAGGCGGAGCAGGGGCCCCGGGAGACCCCAACUCCGGCACCCAGGAGUCGCUCGGUCAGCUCCGCGCACCCGCUCUCCCGCUCAGCCUCCCUGGAAAACCACAGAGUCGCCGAGGGCAGCCGUGGAGCCUCACCGUCCCGCGCCAGAAGGUCUCAGUCCCAGAAGGUCCAGCGAUCGUCUUCCCAGCAGGGGCCCGUGAAGAAUAGGAGCAGGAGCAGACGCAGGGGCUCCAUGCCGCUGGGAAAGCCGCAGCUCUGCUCCAGUCCCAUGGAGAGCCAAGCGCUCCCCUCGCAGCCCUCUCCCCACGCAGGCUGGGAGACGAGACUCUCCUCCACCCCAUCGGACCCGCCACAGUCACCCUCACCAGACAACUCAACGCCCUCCAGAUGCUCAGAGGAAAACAUGGAGGAUAUGAAUGGCAUGGACUAUGGCUUCCUGGUGCGUCAGAACUCCGAGUUGCUGCGGGCACUGGAUGACAUGGAGAAGACCUGUGCUACACUCAGAGAGGAGAACAGCCUUCUGAGGAAGAGCAGCUCCCCUGAGACGGAGGAGAAGGUGAAGAGAUUGCGGAAGAAGAACACAGAGCUGGCGGUCAUUGCUAAAAGACUGGAAGACAGGGCACGCAAGCUGCAAGAGGCCAACCUUAAAGUGGUGAACAGCCCUUUCCCAGUGAAGGCCGGCGCAGUGGAGCAGUACAAGAGGGCAUUCGCACGGCAGAGGGCACGGGACCUGGCCCAGCACGCAGACAUGCUGCUCUCCAAGGACAAGGAGAUCGCCGCCCUGCAGCAGGAGUGCCGGGAGCUGCAGACUGGCAUCGGACAGGGGGGCAAGGGUGUCCAGGGUCCCUGUGCGGUGGCUGAUUUUGAGCGUCUGCUGCGCGAGUCCCAGAAGGAGGUGCUGAGGCUGCAGCGGCAGCUGUCUGUCAGCGCUGCACGUGAGGCCACACCUGAGGCCACACCCACUGGAGCCCCUGAAUCCACCGACAAGGCCGCGGCUGAGACCCCGCCCCCAGCUUUAGAUGAGGCCCCUCCCACACCGGAGGAGACUCCUGCAGAGGAGGCGGAGCCGGGGACACGAGUGACACCUCAGUUGAGUCCAAGCCCCACCCACCCCCAGGAGCAGACUGAGGAGCAGCGUAUUGAGUUUCUGGAAAGUGAGUUGAGCAAAAAGAGAAAAGAAUGUGAAAGUCUUGAGCAUGAUGUUAGGAAGCGGCAGAAGAGAUGUCUGGAUUUGGAGAGCCAGCUCGAUGAGGAGCGUGGCAAAAAUGAGAGAUUAGCCGAGGAGGCAGAACUCCUCAGGCGGAAGGCUCAGCUGCUUGACCAGUCCCAGACUGAGAAUGAGGAGCUGAGGCAGGAGCUCUCUGAAGUGAGCGCUCAACACAAUUCAGUUCUCGAGGAGAACCAGAGACUCCGUGCCAAACUGGAGAACCUAGAGCAGGUCCUAAAGCACAUGCGAGAGGUCGCUGAGCGAAGGCAGCAGCUGGAACUGGAACAUGAGCAGGCACUGGCUAUCCUCAAGUUCAAGCAGGAUGAGAUCAAGCGGCUACAGCGGGCACAGUUAUUUGCCAAACGGGAGCAUGAGGGUGUUGUUCAGGUGCUGGAGGAGUUGAUCCAGCUUGUGUUGCGGAGGGAGUUGUCCAAGGUACGUGAGCUGGAGGACAAAUGCCGCAGCCAGAGCGAGCAGUUCGGCAUGCUCUCGCAGGAGCUGGAGAAGUUCCGGCUGCAGGCCUCCAAGGUGGACCUGGACAGCUCGGGCUUGCUGUCCCACCCCAGCCUCACCCACCUGACCAACGGGCUCCCGGGGGAGACAGGCGCUAGUGAUGCAGAGGUGAUGCUUUCUCUCGGUGAUAUUGCCUUCUGGACUCUGGAGGGGACAGAUGUUCCCCCCUGUGCCGCUGCGGAACAGGUGGACGUGGAGGCUGUGCUGCGGGCCGGCUCCACUCCACACGCGGCAGGUCUGGCGGGGUUUGCCAGGCUGGAACGCUCCCCCACCACCAAGCACCGCGAGCUGCCCACCAUCAGCGCCAAGUCCGCCUCCACCUCCAGCACCACCAAGUCCGACACCACCCACCUCACGCCCGGGUCCCGGCCACACAGUCCACGCAAAGCUAGUCCCACCCACGAGGUGGACACUGCCAGUGAGGUAGAGGAGUUGGAUAUAGAUGUGUCUCCCAUUCCCUAUUCUGCAAGCAGAGGGGCUGCCAAACUACAGGUCUUCAUUGCCAGAUACAGCUAUAACCCUUACGAUGGCCCGAAUGAUAACCCAGAGGUGGAGCUCCCACUCACAGCAGGAGAGUACAUCUAUGUGUAUGGGGAUAUGGAUGACGAUGGCUUCUAUGAAGGUGAGCUGAUGGAUGGACGGAGAGGGCUGGUCCCCUCCAACUUCGUGGAGCGUGUGUCGGACGACGACGUCAUGAGUGCCCAGGCCCACGAGGCCGGUGAUCUGUCCCACAAUUCCUUCCAGGACAGUAGCCUGCACAGCGGCAGUGAGCGCUUCCAGCCCUCACACCACCACCACCAUGUGCGCUUCGGCCCCACCACCACCACCACCACCACCACCACCACCUCGGAGCGGACCGACACGUCGGCCGCGUCCUCGGCCUCCGUCCCCAACCCCGCCGUGGGCAAGACUGCCCCCGCAGCCCCGGCCCUCACCAUCCCCAUCACCAACGGCCUGGACCUUGACCUGGAGGAGGUGGACGUAGUGCCUUACCCACGCAAGCUCACCCUCAUCAAGCAGCUGGCCAAGAGCAUCAUCAUCGGAUGGGAGCCUCCUGUGGUGCCGGCCGGCUGGGGCGCCGUGUGGAGCUACAACGUCUUCGUGGACCAGGAGCUGCGGCUCAACGUGCCGUUCGGCUCCCAGACCAAAGCCGUGCUGGAGCGCCUGGACGUGGCGGCCAAGGCGUACCGCGUGUCCGUGCAGAGCCUGACCGAGCGCGGCAACUCGGACCAGGUGCGCUGCAGCCUGCUGGUGGGCCGCGACGUGUGCGUGGCGCCGUCGCAGCUGCGCGCCGAGCGCGUCACCGCCACCUCCGCCACGCUGGUGUGGCUGCCCAGCAACAGCAACUUCGUGCACAUCGUGUCCUUGAACGAGGAGGAGUGCGAGCUGGUCAAGGCCGGCUGCUACUCGCUGUGCCUCAGCAACCUCACGCCCAACCUGCAGUACCGCGUCAAGGUGGAGGCGCGGCCGCACCGCACGCCCUGGGAGCUGCCGCAGGACAGUCGCGAGCGCAAGACCGCCGUCACCACCUUCCACACGCUCACCGCCGGGCCCCCUGAUGCCCCUCUGGACGUGCAGCUGGAGCAGGGGCCUUCUCCGGGGAUCGCCAACGUCAGCUGGCUGCCGGUCACCAUCGAUGCUGCUGGAACCUCCAAUGGGGUCUCCGUCACAGGCUACACCAUCUACGCAGACAAGAAGAAGGUGUUGGAGGUGUCGUCCCCCACGGCGGGCAGUGCCCUGCUGGGCCCGUCUCAGAUCCAGGCGGUGAAGGCGGCUCAGGAGCUCACCGUGCGCACCAUGUCCCCGCACGGCGAGUCCUCCGACUCUGUGCCCGUCAACGUCCAGGCCAAACUCGCUGCCAUCAUGGCAGGCCCUGUGCCCCCAAGUCUACCUGUGCCAGUCCUGGCAGCCGCCACCGCUGUGCCCACCUCGCCCGCCGUGUCGCCCUGCCUCACCAACUCGCCUGCCAAAAUGCCAGCGCUGCCCUACAGCUUGCCGCCAGACGCACACACAUUGGUCCCCGGCGGGGGGGCCUAUGCCAACUCUUCCAAAGCCAUCACCGCGAAUGCCCCCCUGCCCGUCGGCUCCUACAUGGAGGCCUGGGCAAACCCUCACAUGUCUGUUGCCCCCAUGUCAUUGGCCAUGCAGCAGCAGCAGCAGCAACAGCAUCAUCAGCAGCAGCAGCAGCAACAGCAUCAUCAGCAGCAGCAACAUCAGCAGCGGCAUCAGCAGCAUCCUCCAGCGUUACCACCGUCUGCCAUGAACAACCCAGCAGUCUACGUACCGGUGAGUGCGGCCUUACCUGGCAGCAUCUCCGCAGCGCUGGAGCCCCACCGAGAGACAGAGAGCCCUGCUCCCGCGUCCCCCCGCCCCGUAGUCUCCAUCUCCGACUACCUGGAGGACCCCAGUGCCAAGCUCCACCAGCACGAGCCCUACCACGUGCCCAUGCCUCGAAUGCAGGCGCCGGACACGGACUCCCUCAACCCCCCGGAGACGCACCCCAUGCGGCCGCCCAACCCGUCCCCGUUCGAGUCGGAGACUGAGGAGGACCUGGAGAACACGCGGCUGGUGUCCAUCGAGGAGUUCCUGGGCCACGGGAGGCCUGCCGCAAGACACCAGGGUUACGGUGGCGGUCUGGUGGAACCAACCAUUGACUACCAGCUAGAGAACAGCCGAGGCUCUGACCUGUCCGACAUCCUGGAGGAGGAGGAGGAGGACCUGUACUCAGAGUCCAUCGCAGACGUGCAGGGCAGGGGCUACAGCAUAGCUGGCAGGGAUGCCACAGGCAGAGACCAGUCAUUGGCAGAGCCCCCGCUGUCCCGCUCUGAAGCCAGGCAGAUGAAAGAGGUUGAAGAGGCAGGGAGGCAGAUCGGGGAGAACACAGUGAGGGUUUUCGUGGCCCUCUUCCCGUACGACCCUGUCAGCAUGUCACCUAAUCCUGACGCGGUAGAGGAGGAGCUUCCCUUCCGAGAGGGACAGAUCAUCAAGGUGUAUGGGGACAAAGAUGUGGAUGGCUUCUUCCGCGGCGAGUGUAAUGGUCGGAUGGGCUACGUUCCGUGCAACAUGGUAUCCGAGAUCCAGGUGGACGACAUGGAGACACGCGACCAGCUGCUGGCCCAGGGCUUCCUCACCACCGAGGCAUCAAUGGAUAAGAUAGGCACCACUCGCUCACACGCACAGCUUCCACGCCGCCCUGUUCCACCGCCGAAACCUAGACGAUCCAAGAAAGUGGAAUCGGCCGGAGUGUGGGAUGACAGCUCUGUGGUUGACUCGUCCAGUCAAGAUCGGAGCCAAUCAGGAGCUGCCACUGGCAACCCAGCACCACGUAGAAUGGUGGCCAUCUUUGACUAUGAUCCACGAGAAAGCUCUCCCAAUACAGACAUAGAGGCGGAGUUGACCUUCAGUGCUGGGGACAUCAUCUAUGUGUUUGGUGACAUGGAUGCCGAUGGCUUCUUCUAUGGAGACCUGAACGGACACAAAGGCCUGGUCCCGUCCAACUUCCUCCAGCCCUUCCCUGAGACCACAGAUGAGUUGGGUGGGGCUGCAGUGAUGGACCACCUUGUAGUGAUGGACGCUAGGAGAGACCCGGUGAGGGAGGGCGUGCCCCAGGAGCAGCAGGACCUGGCGGGGGACAUUGAACCAGACAGGACCAGGCUGCCUGAACCAGAACCCGACCCAGACCCAGAGCCCACCCUAGGACCACUCCCCGAGACACAGGCCAGCCCCAGCUGUGCCCCUACCCCGACCACAGCCUCCGACAGCCCCCUGCUCACUGACCCGUCCUCCCCCUUGGGCAAAAAGAAGAAGGGCUUCUUCUCCAAAGGAAAGAAGCUAUUUAAAAAGCUGGGAUCAAGCAAGAAGGAGUGAGCGCUGUGACUGUUAAGGCUUUUUUGUUUGUUUCUAUCCUCCCCAUACAGGAAGCACUUUUUUAUGUUGGUUAGUCUCAAAUUAAUCUUAUUUAAUUGUAAUAUGUAUUAUACUAUAAGACUAGUUUCACUGUGGUAGGCUCUCCUAGAUGGAGGUUUCCUAAGAAUAUAUAACAUACUGUAACACAAUACUUGGGAUAACAUCACCUUAAGAAUCAGCUGCACCCUGCAUGGCUCCAAAGUGUCCCAUUAUAAGACACUAGAUUAAACAAGAGUAGUACACACUGGAAAGUUAUUUGUUUAGGUGCAGCAAUGGGCUUAAAACACUAGAUUAACACUACAAACGCAUCCUUUGUAGGUCCAUUUUGAAGAGUCUGAAUAUAACAAAAACACAGUGCAGCAUAAAUGUCUGUUAACCUUUUCCUAAAGUGAAUAUGCUGCGGACCCAGUCAGAGCCAUCUGUGGGUGUUAGACGCUAAUGACAUUAUGCAGCUUAUGCUCUAAGGAAGACAAAACUCAUGGCUGUCUUCGCUGUCACAAGUAAAUAUUUAUCUCACAUUUUCACGCUUUUUCCUCUUUCUGACACAAGGGACCAUAGGAAAAUGGCCCAUGCUCUCAGUAAAAUGUAAACCCUAAAACAGUGUGCUUGGCCAGAAUGAUGGACGUGUGUUAGAGGAGACUGGUGAAUGUUGCGUGAGCGUGAAAGCUCCACGCAAGUUAUGUGAACAAGCUUGUGAGCGUGAGCGUGUGCAAGCUUGAGAAGUUUGGCUUUGCCUGUUUUCAGAUGUUGUCUCGGAACUCGUACUUGAGUGGUUUCUUUUCUUUUUUUUGUGGUGCGGACAAGCGUUUUUGUGUUUGCUACGGUAAACUUGUGUGUUUGUAUGUGUGUGUGUGUGAAUGUGAGUUUGCACUUAUGAGACUGAGUGUGUAUAUGUGGGACGAUGUUGCAGUGGUCUGCCUUGAGCCUGUCUUUUUUUGUUUGUGAAAAGAUCUGUUACUUUUAUUCUUUUGCUUUACCUCCGUUUUAGGAGUGAUCGAGUUAUUUUUAAGUAUUCUACACAAACUCAUACUUAUUCAAUAACGCUAGGGGCUACACAUUUGUCAUACAAACAGUGAAUGACAAAAACACACAGAUGGUUAUAGGACCAUGGACUAAAGAAAUGUGAGUGUAGCCAAACUGUUUGUUCAUUGGUACCACCACUACAGUAUGCAGUAAUUGUUCUUUUUGGAUUUUUUUUGUUUUGUUUAUUUGUUGUUGUUUAUUUUUCUGUGUGUUUUAUUAUUACAGGGCUCAUGUGAACUUCUCAGGUUUAACGUGUAGUUUAUCAGCUUUGUAUGUUAAGCUGUGGCUGUUUGAACCGCAGGAUACGAUUCUUGCCAAAUCAUUAGGUGCUCAGCAUGUUACUAUGACAAGUAGACACCUACCAUCAAACACCAGCCAAUAAGUGGGAGUGGGUCAAAGCACGACUGACUUCUGAGAAUCAGCCAGACAUGGGUGUUAUCAGUAAUUUUCAAAAAUGUUUAUUGUUACUGAAAGUUAAAAUGACUGAACUUGAGAAACUCCUGCAAUAGAACCUAAAUGGAGGUCAAAAUUGCCAAGGACCUUACCAACGCAGUCUUGGUUGAGCUUUGAGUAGAGGGAGAGUCAGAGGUCAUCUGAAAACUUUGCUGAAUUGUACAGUCACUCGCAACAUAUCCCUCGAUGGCCUUUAGUCAACCUGCACUUCCUUUGCUGCGCUGUAGGCAAUAGUGUUAACCAUUAGUGAUGCUGCUGCAAGCUUCAGGAACGCACAGACCUGGUCUGCCCACUACCCAUAGCCCUCGCCAGUCCAGCUCUGCAGUUUAACUAGAAGAUGACCGCAGCAGCACUCUAGAUUACCAGCUGUAAUGUUUAGCCUUAUAAGACGUUGUUUAGUCUUAAUUUGUUGUUUACACUGUUGUACUUGUACUGACUGCAUGCAUAAUGACUUUUAUGCCCAUGUUUGGCCUUAUGGAUUUAUUUAUAUAUUUAUAGAUUGACCAGGCAUUUUGUUUUGCAGUGUUUUUUUUGUAGUAUUUUUGAGGGUGUUAGUACAUGCAGAGGAGGCCUAGUAUGUUUAGAUUGAAACUGCAGAAGGCCGGUCUGUAUAUAAUGUACAGUGUUUUGGUCCCAAUCAGUGUCACAGCUCUGACUUUGUGGUAUGAUAUUUUUUUCAUACAGCGAGAGACUUUAUUCUUUUGUCCGUCCAAGCAAAGCUUGUUUCCAUUUUUUUGUACAUUGAGGUUUUUAUUACCAAUUCUUUUUUCGACGCUUGUAAAUACAAUUUUUUGUUGUUAAUGUUCUCAGAUUUGUCUUUUUUGCAUGAUACAGCAGUGUUUUGAUUGAGGAGAAAUAACAUCUGUGGUUGGACUCCUGAGAGUCCUCAACUUGAAAGUGCAGAGAUUGUUUUCAUCUUUCAAUAUGGACCUUUUUUCUAAAAUAAAAGUCUAUUUUCACAUAAAAUAUCA
Messenger RNA from Alosa sapidissima (American shad), 9113 nucleotides. Its product is annotated as peripheral-type benzodiazepine receptor-associated protein 1. The transcript has 32 exons. The record is from RefSeq and is a predicted model, not a curated record. Lineage: Eukaryota; Metazoa; Chordata; Actinopteri; Clupeiformes; Clupeidae. Gene Ontology annotation, molecular function: protein binding. The coding region runs from base 394 to 6627 and encodes 2077 amino acids. Gene Ontology annotation, biological process: neuromuscular synaptic transmission.